AUGAGCUGUUCUAUAUGCUCACGUGCUCCUCAUUCCCGCCUGCCUUUCCACUGUCCCACAUGUGCCCGCAACCAGCUAUACCAACUACGCAUCGAGAACACUCAAAUCCUUCUGGAGAAAGAAGGACUAGGAAGGCAGAUCGAAACAGCCGUUGCCUAUAAUAGUUCUUUGGCUCCGCUUCCCUCGCACGGCCAAGAAGUAUCCGAAGUGAACAAAACUUGCUCGCCCCGCUGGGUCCUUGAAACGAUAAGCAAUCAUCAUGCAGAGUCUCUGGCUAGGAGAGAAUCGCUUUCCCUUCAAAUUGAAAAUCUGAGGCUAGAAGUCCAAGCCAAGAAAGCCGAGAUUGCUAAGCGAAAAGAGGCCCUAGUACGCAGGUGCUCUGAUGCUGAAUCUGCCAAAUUUGAACUAGAAGAACGGGAGACCGGAAUUCUGGCAGGUGUUCAGAAUACAAGCAAGCGGGUGGAGCAUGUUUGGCAUUCCCUCCAUAGCAAAACGGCCGAGUCACGUAUCUACCUUUGUCGAGAAGUCGCCAAUCUAUACGGGCUUCGGAAGUCUACAAAGAAGGGUCAAGGGCGGGAUACAUAUGUGCUUGGAUGUGGCAUUGCACCAGAACAGAUAUCGACAUCUUUUUCUAAUAUCGCUCAUCUUCUCGUCAUCGUCUCACAUUAUCUUUCCUUGAGGCUUCCCGCCGAAAUUACCCUGCCCCACAAGAACUAUCCUGCGCCUACGAUCUACACUCCUUCAGCUUCAUAUCGAUCGCGCGACCUCGAUGGAGCUGAUUAUCAGCCUUCUUCCAGUCCAGCUCCAUCAAGGACAGCAGAUGUAGGCAACCACACACCACGCCCACGACCACUUUUCAUCGAUAAAUCGCUACCCCGGUUAGCGAAGGAAGAUCCAGCAACAUACGCCUUCUUUCUUGAAGGAGCUACCCUUCUGGCAUGGAAUGUUGCGUGGUUAUGUCGAACACAAGGGAUCAAUUUAUCAUCAGACUCUUGGGAGGAGGUGUGCGACAUUGGAAAGAGCUUGUGGCAAUUGCUAGUUGCUCCGCCAGCUCAUCCCUCGACUCUCAUGCGGGCAUUUGCAGGUCGAGACACGCAAACACACAUCAAAACCGCCAAGGACUCGCCCAGAACAUCAAUUCAGCGAACAACUUCUUUUCCCAUGUUGGGUCAUUAUUCCCAUGGCACAGCACAUUCAUUUCUGGGGGCAUCGGAAGGAGUCGAGUUCAUGCGAAUGUGGAAGCUCCCGACCCCAACCAAGGUUGUUGACAGAUUGAAGUCCAAUCUCCUUGGGGAAAUGACGAGUGCGGAAUGGGAAUUGCUAGAAGAAAAAGAAUGGGAUGAGGCGGCCAUGGAGCAUAACCAGUCAUCUGCGUCAAAAACCCCCCAACUCAUUCUGUCGGAUUCUCAAUCUGGAUCGAAAGCGGAGACUUCAGACAGCAGAAGAACAAGUUCAAGGACACAAUCCGGUGGAAGAAAUCAUGGCGAGGGUGAUUUACCACGACCCAAAGGUACGAAAGGCUGGACUAAGGUGGGCAGCAGGUAG
Molecule: messenger RNA, 1545 nt
Organism: Penicillium bovifimosum
Lineage: Eukaryota; Fungi; Ascomycota; Eurotiomycetes; Eurotiales; Aspergillaceae
Product: Atg14 domain-containing protein
Exons: 2
Coding region: 1-1545 (514 amino acids)
Biological process (GO): SNARE complex assembly
Cellular component (GO): lytic vacuole; endosome
Molecular function (GO): SNARE binding
Source: RefSeq, a predicted model, not a curated record